Cynara cardunculus var. scolymus (artichoke) is the source of this 1407-nucleotide messenger RNA. Its product is annotated as rop guanine nucleotide exchange factor 12-like. Lineage: Eukaryota; Viridiplantae; Streptophyta; Magnoliopsida; Asterales; Asteraceae. Gene Ontology annotation, molecular function: guanyl-nucleotide exchange factor activity. The transcript is spliced from 7 exons. The record is from RefSeq and is a predicted model, not a curated record. Bases 1 to 1407 code for a protein of 468 amino acids.
AUGGAGGAGGAUCAAUCAGAUGCGAUGGAGGAAUCAUGUCCUGAACUAGAGGCGAUAUAUGCAGAUAUGGAAUUGAUGAAGGAGAGGUUCGCGAAGUUGUUGUUAGGUGAGGAUAUGUCUGGUGGAGGAAAAGGUGUUUCAUCGGCUUUGGCAUUGUCAAACGCCAUCACGAAUCUAGCAGCUUCUGUGUUUGGCGAAAUAUCACGUUUAGAACCGAUGCCACCUGAUGGAAAAGCAAGGUGGCGGAAAGAAAUCGAUUGGCUGUUAUCUGUCACUGAUCACAUUGUUGAAUUUGUGCCUUCCAAGCAAAAUACCAAUGGCAUAAUAAUGGAGAUAAUGGUUACAAGGCAACGAAGCGAUGUGCAUGUGAAUAUUCCUGCUCUAAAGAAGCUUGAUCUCAUGCUCAUGGAAUGUUUAGAUAAUUUUAAGGACCAGAAUGAAUUUACAUACGUUUCUAAAGAUGAUGCCGAAUCAAAAUCAAAGAAGAAAAGGGAAGAAGAUAAAUGGUGGUUACCGACUCCAAAGGUUCCCCCAACCGGUUUAUCUGAAGUUACAAGAAAAUGGUUGCAGUUUCAGAAAGACUCAGUUAACCAAGUACUCAAAGCAGCCAUGGCAAUGAAUGCUCACAUUCUUACAGAAAUGGAAAUCCCAGAAAGUUACAUCGAUGCACUCCCAAAGAAUGGCCGUGCAAGCCUGGGAGAUUCGAUCUAUAAAAAUAUUACGGUUGAUCACUUUGAUCCAGACCAUUUCCUUUCAGCCAUGGACUUAUCUUCAGAGCAUAAAAUUGUUGAUCUCAAGAAUAGAAUUGAGGCAUCUGUUGUGAUCUGGAGGAGGAAGAUGACCAAUAAAGAUGGAAAGUCCGGAUGGGGGUCGGGUGUGAGUUUGGAGAAGAGAGAGCAAUUUGAAGAUAGAGCAGAGACGAUAUUACUUAUACUCAAACAUCGUUAUCCUGGUAUCCCUCAAUCUUCAUUAGACAUCAGCAAAAUCGAACACAAUCGAGAUGUUGGCCACGCUAUUCUCGAGAGCUAUUCAAGAAUACUAGAAAGUUUGGCGCACAAAGUAAUGUCACGCAUCGAAGACGUAAUGCACGCAGACAAUCUCGCACAGAACCCAUCAGGAGAUGCAAAACGAAACCCUCUUAAAGACGCAGCAUUAAGGGCAUCCGGGAAAUUCCCGAACGCAAAAGAAGAGUUAGAAAAACUCAACCGUUCAGAAGCCCCAACGUCAAUGACAUUAUCCGAUUUCAUGGGUUGGUCUAUGGAUCAAGAAAAAGAAUCGAGAGACGAGUUAUCAAAUGGCAACGAUUCAGAGCCACCGUUGGCAAAACAACCAUCGGCUACGAACAGCAAGAAGCUUUCGUAUCUAGAGAAGCUCGACAGCGGGAGAAGUCCGAUGGCACGUCAGUAA